GGGGAAUCCAGGCUCUCUGGCUGUGUGACCCCUCCAAGCUAGCGACUUGGACUACGUGCAAUAGACCAGAUAUCUCUGGACUUCAGUUUCUCAGGAGAGGCGUCCAUGAGGAGGUCAUGCAUGUAAAGCGUGUAGCACAGUGGCAGAUACGAGCCAGUGAGUCUGGAGAAUGAUUUACCAGUGUGGGCAAGGCCUGGCUUCCAGAAAACUAGCUCUGGAGUGUCUGAGAUCAGUCACCUUGAGGUCCCUGCUGCAAUCUAGGGCCAUCAGAAGGGACUGCAAAGACCCAAGGGCAGAGGCCUCCCAGCUCCCCGGCCCGCCCUCGCUCCCGCCUGGCCCAGCCGCCGGAGGAGGGGCGGCCUCCCGCACCCGCCCGCGGGAUCUCAGAGUCACCGCCCCCGGCGCCGGGCUGCAGCCGCCACGCCCCGGGAGAGGACCGACUGCCUAGACCGCGGGUCCCGGGGCUCCCUAGGCCACGCCGAUCACGGGAGGCCCCCGACUGCCUCCCAGAGCAAAGGGAGGAAAGGAGCUUAGCCCGCCGCUGCAGCUUCCGAGCAGCCCGCCAGGACUCCGGCUGCUAGAGAUGGGCGCCCGGCUCUCGCGGCGACGGCUGCCGGUGGACCCGUCCCUGGCCCUGGACGCGCUGCCCCCGGAGCUGCUGGUGCAGGUUCUGAGCCACGUGCCUCCACGCGCCUUGGUCACGCGAUGCCGCCCAGUGUGCCGCGCCUGGCGCGACAUAGUGGACGGGCCCACCGUGUGGCUGCUGCAGCUGGCCCGCGACCGCAGCGCCGAGGGCCGCGCACUCUAUGCAGUGGCCCAACGCUGCCUGCCCAGCAACGAAGACAAGGAGGAGUUCCCGCUGUGUGCCCUGGCGCGCUACUGUCUGCGCGCGCCCCUCCGCCGCAACCUCAUCUUCAACUCCUGCGGAGAGCAGGGCUUCAGAGGCUGGGAGGUGGAGCACGGCGGGAACGGCUGGGCCAUAGAAAAGAACCUAACACCGGUACCUGGAGCGCCUUCGCAGACCUGCUUCGUGACCUCUUUCGAAUGGUGCUCCAAGAGGCAGCUUGUGGACCUGGUGAUGGAAGGUGUGUGGCAGGAGCUACUGGACAGCGCCCAGAUUGAGAUCUGUGUGGCUGACUGGUGGGGUGCUCGAGAGAACUGCGGCUGCGUCUACCAGCUCCGGGUCCGCCUUCUGGACGUGUAUGAAAAGGAAGUGGUCAAGUUCUCAGCCUCACCUGACCCGGUCCUUCAGUGGACUGAGAGGGGCUGCCGACAGGUCUCCCAUGUCUUCACCAACUUUGGCAAGGGCAUCCGCUACGUCUCUUUUGAGCAGUACGGGAGAGACGUGAGUUCCUGGGUGGGGCACUACGGUGCCCUUGUGACCCACUCCAGCGUGAGGGUCAGGAUCCGUCUGUCCUAGCGACUGGACUACCGCCUGACGUCGUCAGUCAAGACCAGCCUUGCAGCCAGGUGCGGUGGCUCACACCUGUGGAAUCCCAGCACUUCAAGAGGCCAAGGUGGGAGGAUCACUGGAGCUCAGGAGUUCAAGACCAGCCUGGGCAACAUAGUGAGACCCUGUCUCCACAAAUAAUUUUUACAAAAUUCGCCAGGCAUGGUGGUGCCGCCUGUAGUCCCAGCUACUUGGGAGGCUUGGGUGGAUUGCCUGAGUCCAGGAGGUUGAGGCUGCAGUGAGCCGUGAUUUCACCACUGCACUCCAGCCUGGGCGAUAAAGCAAGACCCUAUAUCAAAGAAAAAAAAAAAAAAAAAAAAGACCAGCCUUGCAGCCAGAAGCCAGAGGAUACCCAGGGACAGUAGGGGGUCCUAUGUGGCUGGUUCUCAGUACACCUUCCAUGAACCCGCUUGCUGCUGCUUCAGCAUGGUGGCCAACAUGCUGUGUGACAAACCAGGCUGUUCACAGCUUCCUCAGCCCCCCAGGAGGGGGGUGUCAUGAAAGAGACAUUUAGUUCAUUUGCCUGCAAACUGUCUUCUCCUGCAAGGAUCUCAGUAGACUCAGUCACAAAACAAAGGCUAACCCAGGCUUUAUACGAGGGGGAAGGCCGCCGACGCAGGGAGCACAGACUUGCCGGCAUGUUUUGGGGGUAAUGGUCACUGGCAGGGAGCAGAGGUCCGCUGAGGCAGUCUGUCCUUGAGACCAACAGGAUCAUCUGCUGCUUGGGGAAUCUCUGGUGCUGGGAACAGUCUCCCAGAUCUGGUCAUAAACAGAAUCUCUGCAGCACUGUGACAGGUUCAUGAUGGCCAUGACCCCAACACUGAAAGUUGUGGGUUUACCAGAAUGAGGGCAAGGAACACCUGGCCCACCCCAGGGGGAAAACCGCUUAAAGGGGUUCCUGAACCACAAAUAGCAUGAGCGAUCUGUGCCUUAAGGACAUGCUCCAGCUGCAGAUAACUAGCCAGAGCCCAUCCCUUUAUUUCCUGUAAGAAAUGCUUUUAGUUAAUCUAUAAUCUAUAGAAACAAUGCUUAUCACUGGCUUGCUGUUAAUAAACAUGUAGGUAAAUCUCUGUUCGAGGCUCUCAGCUCUGAAAGCUGUGAGACCCCCUGAUUUCCCACCACACACCCUAUAUUUCUGUGUGUGUCUUUAAUUCCUCUAGCGCCCCUCGGUUAGGAUCUCCACGACCCAGCUGGUCUCGGCACUCUGGGAUCCCGCCAUGGGGCUGUGUAACCAGCCAUCUCUGUGCAACAUGCCCAGCACUGCCCGUCAGCAUCUCCUGUUCUGGCCAGGCUGGUGCCUCUCAUCAGAAUUCCAGAAUUCCAUCAGAGGCCAAGUUCCCCACCCCCACCUCCUGCCCUUGCUUUGGGGGCAACUUCCUGCAAAGUAACACUUCCUUUUGUCCACACUCCUGUAUACAGACUCCUGGAGCAAGGUGUGCCAUGAGGAAAAGCUCUCCUGUCCCCCCAUCUCCCUCCACUUCUCUAUCUCUCAGCUAGGCAUGGCCAACAAACUAGCUCAAUAAAACUGGUGCUAAAUAUGA
Messenger RNA from Chlorocebus sabaeus (green monkey), 2991 nucleotides. It is a transcript of the gene FBXO17, whose product is annotated as F-box protein 17. Gene Ontology annotation, molecular function: protein binding; ubiquitin protein ligase activity. Lineage: Eukaryota; Metazoa; Chordata; Mammalia; Primates; Cercopithecidae. The record is from RefSeq and is a predicted model, not a curated record. Gene Ontology annotation, biological process: SCF-dependent proteasomal ubiquitin-dependent protein catabolic process; ERAD pathway; glycoprotein catabolic process. Gene Ontology annotation, cellular component: cytoplasm; SCF ubiquitin ligase complex.